Messenger RNA from Cetraspora pellucida, 227 nucleotides. The record is from the annotation of a GenBank genome assembly. Lineage: Eukaryota; Fungi; Glomeromycota; Glomeromycetes; Diversisporales; Gigasporaceae.
GAAAUUGAUUACGAUGGAGUUACUUUUUUUGACGAUGUAAAAACUUACCCUUCUUUAGUGGGGCCUUUGACAGUCACACCAAAAAUACAAGAAAGAAACUACGAUUCCAGAAGAAAAAAUGAAUUGGACGAUCGUAUUCGAAAAGAAACUGCUACCACUGCUACUACUGUUACCAGCAAGGUAGUGGUAAUACUUUCUUUUUGGAGAAGAUCCAAUAAGAAGAGUGG